This is a messenger RNA of Drosophila montana, 2696 nucleotides long. Its product is annotated as acyl-coenzyme A diphosphatase NUDT19. Gene Ontology annotation, molecular function: hydrolase activity, acting on acid anhydrides, in phosphorus-containing anhydrides. Gene Ontology annotation, cellular component: mitochondrion. Lineage: Eukaryota; Metazoa; Arthropoda; Insecta; Diptera; Drosophilidae. The record is from RefSeq and is a predicted model, not a curated record. The transcript has 2 exons. Bases 115 to 1197 code for a protein of 360 amino acids.
GAUAUGUUUUUCCAGCUGUCGAACUCUCGUCUCGCGGUGCAAAGGUGAAAAUAAAAUAUGAUUUUGAUAUGAAUUUAGUGGCUGAAGAGCCACGAUCAGUUACCAGCUCCCAGUAUGACUACCUCAGAUAAAGUCCGGGUCAAUGGGUAUAGGCCAUCAGCCAGCUUAAUUCUAGCAGGCAAAGCGGUGUCCAACUCAGAAGAGCAAGUUGAUUACAAUCUUUUGCUAAUUAAACGCACAGAGCGCACAUCAUAUGCACUAAAUCACUGCGUCUUUCCUGGCGGCGUUUUUGACGCCAAGGCAGAUGAAUCCGCCGAUUGGCUGACCUAUUUCCAACAUUGUGGCAUUACCCAGGCGCAGCUGGAGCUAUUGAAAUGCCGUCAAGCUACAGGCAGACCAGAACUCAUGAGCCGGGGCGGUAAUUUCUCACGCGAUAUCUCACUGCGUCUAACGGCACUACGAGAAACCUUUGAGGAGGUGGGCAUUCUAUUGUGUUGUACAAGUCUAAAGGAUUUGGACAAGGGUCAGCCGGCACACAUGCUGUUGCAGCCAUUCGAGCGUGAGCUCUGGCAACAGCGCGUACACAAUGAUGCAACACAGUUUCUCGAGCUAUGUCGUCAUCUGUCUGUCAUACCCGAUCUGUGGGCACUGAGCGAGUGGUCGGUUUGGCGCACACCAGCUUCAGCGAGUCGCAAGUACGAUACGGUCUACUAUUUUGCAGCCUUAGAGACCAACCAAGUGGAUUUGUUGCUCGAACCUAGUGAGGUGGCUUCGGCUCACUGGCUGCACCCAGGCGACUGCUGGCAGCAAUCUCAGGAGGGCACCAUCUGGCUGCCUUUUAUCCUGCUCUAUGAGACGGCGCGUCUAAUGAACAUGCACCGCUGGGAGCAGCUUCUACAGUUUGCGCAUCAUCGCAGCGCCCGAGGCUCCACGCUAUUGCAGCCAAUCUAUUAUCGGCCCACUGACUGCAUGCUUGGCGUCUUGCCAGGCGAUGAACUCUACUUGGCUAACCCGGAGAACUGCACUGAGUCCAUAAUAUUACCGAGCUCCAUCAACGAACUUAAUACGCUUGCCAAGCGUUACAAUCGCUAUAUGAUCUAUGGCUUCCAGCGCGUGGAUUUUGCCUGCAAUGUAUUACCCCCGAAUGGACAUUUGCCGCUGCACGCUCUUAUAAAUACUCGGCUUGCGAAAUUAUAACAUCAAAUAGCUUAAAUAUGUAUAUAAAUCUUUUUGUCAUGACUAAUUUAAGCUUAUUUUUGUUGUAAGCUCCUGUGUGGAACUCUUGUUUUGUUUUCCAAUGGGCCUCAAACUUAUUACCAAAAAUUCCUUGGGCCACAUGGUCGUUAAGUUACUAAAGGUAAUAUAAAAAUUUGUACACAGUCGAAAAUUAUGUAAAAAGUGGAUAUUUAAAAAUGUAUGUCAAUAUAUUUUACCAAUUUGGAUUAAAUUAAACUACCACUAGUAAGCUCUGCUUGUACAUUGCGACAGGCGUGACACAAAUCCUUCACUGAGCCCAAACGUUGUCUGGCGCGCUUUUCCAGUGCCUCCAUAUUAUCGUGCUGUUGCAGUGCAACGCCCAUUUCGGAGACGGCGCGCGAAUAUUCAAUCGCUAGCAAAGUGUCGGAGAGCCCAGAAUCCAGUUCAGAAUGACACAGCGCACAAGUCGAGGGUACCUCGACAAUUGGUUGACGCUUGGCGGCAAUUUUAUUGCCCGUGCGAAAAACCGUAGACACCGUGGAUACAUAAUUCAAUUGCAGAUUUACCACAAACGCACUUGUCAGGUUUUGGAGACUAGCAUCAGACAACCGACUAGGGUCAUCCGACUGAAACGGUUGCAGCUGCUGGGCGUUUAUAUAGAACUGCACUUCCUGUUCGUUGAGAUCCUUCAAGGGACGUAGAAGCGAGACGCCGCCCUGCAGACGAUCAUCCAGCAGAGCCACAUCCAAAGCAACGCUACCGCCGCGACCCAAUGCCACGGAUGUUAAUAGCUGUGCAGCCAGGCUGGUGCUUAUGCUGGGCUCAAAAACAUGAGUGCACUGCAGCUGGAUGGCAACGGCGCUAAUGAGCCGUUUGCGCUGCUGCCGUACAUAAUCCUGCCGAGCUGUCAAGCUGCGCAAUUUGUUUUCAGUUGAGUCUAACCGGGAGGCACUGUAAUCCUUGAGCAGCUGCAAGCUGUGGACCUCUGCACCCAGCUGUAUGACAUAGAACUCGAAGGGCGCAUAACGUUUACGCAGUUCGUUUAGCGUUGAUAAAGGAUCAUUGUCGGACGGUGAUGCUCGAGCAUCUAUGUGAAGCACACGUGCGCUGCAGUGCAGCCGUUUGAAAGUGUUUUGCGUUUGCGCAAAGUGUAACAUAUCCAGCAGAACUAAAGACUCGGCGCUACCGUCUACCAGUAGCAGAACCUCAGCAUUGCGUGGCAGCGCCUUUGCCGCCCCUAAUGCGGCACGAAACUUGUGCCUGGCAUAGUUGAGGAAACAUUCGUGACAUUCAGCGGCACGAAAGUUCAAUUUGUACAGCUCCAACGAGUUGAGGCCGCACUUGUUGCAGCUGCCUGCAGUAAUAACAGUUCCCACUGUUGAGGAACCAGGCAGCAUGGCAUGCGUUGCGCCCUCGUCACCAAAAUCAUCUUCGCCAAUACUGCACAUUAAAUCUAAAUUUCAGCAAAUAACGAAAUAUAAACUAACCCACACAACAAA